Messenger RNA from Funneliformis caledonium, 1242 nucleotides. Lineage: Eukaryota; Fungi; Glomeromycota; Glomeromycetes; Glomerales; Glomeraceae. The record is from the annotation of a GenBank genome assembly.
AUGUAUGAAGGAAGAAUAAUUAAUAUUUUACAUAAGGAUAACGUUAAAAUAACAAAUGGUUAUACUCUCAAUGAAAGCAUUCGUAUGGAGUUGAAGUCGAGGUUCACAGACUCAAAUGUGCACGAAAUCAUUAGUAAAGUACUAGAUUCUGAUCUUGAAGACAUUGGAAAACGUGUUGAACCCAUUAACCUAAACAUUAAGAAUAUUUUGGUGACAGGUGGUGCUGGUUUUAUUGGAUCUUUUUUGGUUCGUAAAUUAGUCAUAUCAUAUCCGGAAUUCAAUAUUGUUGUAGUAGAUAAAUUAGAUUAUUGUGGUAGUUUAAAUAAUCUUAAAAUGAUUAAAGGAAUGCCAAAUUACUCAUUUAUUAAGGGAGACAUCACAUCAUCAGAUUUUAUGACAUUUAUUUUAAAAGAAAAAAAGAUAGAUACGAUAUAUCAUUUGGCGGCACAAACACACGUGGAUAAUUCAUUUGGAGAUUCAUUUGAAUUUACAAAAAAUAACAUCUUGGGAACACACGUAUUAUUAGAAGCCGCAAAAGUACAUAAUAUUAAGCGUUUUAUACAUGUGAGUACUGACGAAGUAUAUGGCGAAGUAGCUAAAACGAGUCCUGACUGUCAUGAAGAAUCUAUAUUGGCUCCUUCAAAUCCUUAUUCUGCCACAAAAGCUGCUGCUGAAUGUUUAGUUAAAGCCUAUCAUAAAUCUUUUGGUUUACCAAUUAUUAUUACUAGAAGUAAUAAUAUUUAUGGUCCUUAUCAAUAUCCUGAAAAAAUUUGUUCAAAAUUCAUUUGUAGUCUUAUACGUGGUGGGAAAUGUUAUAUACAUGGAGAUGGAUCAAAUUCUCGUAAAUAUCUAUAUGUUGGUGAUUUAAUAAAUGCUUUGGACUUAAUAUUACACUUAGGUCAUAUAGGAGAGAUAUAUAAUAUAGGAACGAAUUUUGAAAUAUCAAAUUUAGAUUUGGCCAAAAUUUUCUUACAACAAUUUAAUAUUAGUGAAAGAGAUCAACAUAAUUAUUUAGAAUUUGUACAAGACAGACCUUUCAAUGAUCGCAGAUAUUCUGUGGAUUAUACAAAGUUAAAAGAACUAGGUUGGAAACCUAAAGUUAGCUGGGAAGAUGGAAUUAAAAAGACAAUUGCUUGGUAUAAAAAAAAUUGUGACAAAUGGUGGGGUGAUAUAUCUAAUGCGUUAGUACCACAUCCACUUAAAACUUUACCUCAAUCAUUGGAUGAUUAUAAUUAUUUAUAA